AUGGCCGCUACUUGCUUUACACUUGAGGCAGUGAAAGAAUUCAUGAUAAAUAAUGGUGGCAGAGUAACUAACCAACAGCUUGUGACACAUUUCAAGGCAUUUCUAAAUGACCCUGUUUCAAAAGUAACCCACAGAGAAAAGUUUAAAGAUUAUGUAAAUGAGUUAGCUACAAUUAAAUUAGAGGAGGGAAGUAAAAUAUUGGUGUUAAAGAAGAAACAUCGACAAACUGAAAAUGCUCCAGUACCUGCUCCUAGAACAAGUAAAGUAGAUAGAGCUCAGUCUGAACCUCCUGGACAGCCAGCAAAGAAAAAUAAUGAAAGUGGACAGGGAUUGUCAAAAGUUCACAGUGAUGAACAGUUUGAUAGAAAUAAGGAAAGGAAUUUUGAUACCGGUGCCAAUAGUUUAGCAGAAUCAACUUCUUCUGUAGCAUCAUCAUUAUCAACAGGAACAGUUUCAGCUGAUGAUGAUGUUAAUGAUUCAGUUAUAUCUGUUAAAGAUAGAGCUAAACAUUUAAAUAAAAUAGAUUCAGAAAGUGAUAUUCUAUUGCCAAAUCAAUUUAAGAAGAAGUCUGGCAGAGAAAGAUCUGGUGGAGAAGAUGAUGAUGAUACUCAUUUUAUAUCUUAUGGUGCUGAAGAAAAAGAAUGGAUGUUGACAUGUUGUAAAGCUGAUUACCAUGAAAUGAAUAGAUUAUUAUCCAAAGAUUCAAGCCUAGCUAAAAUAAGAGAUUUUACAAAUACAGCAUUACAUUGNGCUUCAAAACAUGGUAAAGGUGAAGUGAUCAAAUUACUAGUAGGAAAACCUGGUGUUAAUAUUAAUCAACGAUCGGGUUAUACACCUUUACAUCUAGCAGCAAUGCAUGGUCAUGAAGAUAUUAUAGAAUUAUUAGUACAAAAUUACAAAGCUGAUUCCAAUAUUAGAGAUUACAGUGGGAAAAAAGCCAAACAAUAUUUAAAAAAUUCAGCAUCUUCCAGAACACAACAAAUGUUAUUAUCAAGAAGAUUAGCUGCAGCAGGAUCUGUAAAAGGUCAAUCAUUGGAUGAUAGUUUUAUAAGAACAACAUUAAGAAAGAGUAAUCGUGCUAAAGCUAUAUCAUCAUUAAUACAAGCUACUCAAUCUAAAGUACAUCGUAGUAAAUCAACAUUAUUAAGAUCUAGUUGGGGUAGUUCAUCAGAACAUGUUGAUGAUGAUCAACCAACACCACCUGGUAGUUCUCAUUCAUCACCAACUACAUCUCGUAAAGGAUCAGUAUGUAUAAUUUUAAUAUUUCGUAAUUUACUAAACCUCUAG
Molecule: messenger RNA, 1287 nt
Organism: Lottia gigantea (owl limpet)
Lineage: Eukaryota; Metazoa; Mollusca; Gastropoda; Lottiidae
Exons: 12
Coding region: 1-1287 (428 amino acids)
Molecular function (GO): protein binding
Source: RefSeq, a predicted model, not a curated record